Molecule: messenger RNA, 992 nt
Organism: Ricinus communis (castor bean)
Lineage: Eukaryota; Viridiplantae; Streptophyta; Magnoliopsida; Malpighiales; Euphorbiaceae
Product: glutathione S-transferase T1
Exons: 8
Coding region: 90-803 (237 amino acids)
Source: RefSeq, a predicted model, not a curated record
CGUCACAUCACCAUCAAAACCCACACAGAUAACACACUCAAGAUUAAACCAGCAGACAUAGAUAGAUAGCUAUAGAGAGAGAAGCGAAAAUGGAGUUGAAACUGUACGUGCAUCGUUUAUCUGAACCAUCACGCGCUCUGAUCGCUUUUUGCAAGCUGAACGGGAUUGAAUUUGAGGAGAUCGAGAUAGACUUAGUUAAGGGACAGCAUAAGUCUCCUGAAUUCAAAGAAAUAAAUCCGAUGGGGCAAGUACCGGCUAUUGUUCAUGGUGAUUUUAAGCUAUUUGAGAGCCAUGCAAUCCUUGGAUAUCUUGCCUCUGCAUUUCCUGGAGUUGCGGAUCAUUGGUAUCCAGCGGAUCUUCAAAAGAGAGCCAAGGUUCAUGCUGUGUUGGACUGGCAUCACUCUAAUUUACGCCGUGGCUCAGUUAUGUAUGUUUUAAACACAAAACUGGGUCCUGUACUUGGCUUGCCUGUGAACCCACAAGCAGCUGCUGAAGGUGAGAAAGUUUUGUCUUGUUCUCUGGAAACAAUAGAGUCUGUUUGGCUCAAUGAUGGUGGUCCAUUCUUGAUUGGAGGAGAUCAACCAUCAAUAGCAGAUCUCAGCCUCGUCUGUCAAAUCAUGCAACUCGAAGUCUUGGAUGAAAAUGACCGCAAUCGUUUCCUGGGACCACACAAGAAAGUUCAGCAGUGGAUUGAGAAUAUAAAGAAGGCAACGAGUUCUCACUUUGAUGAAGUGCAUGAUACGCUUUACAAAUUCAGUGCAAUGCUAAAGCAGAAAUCAGCAGAAGGGAAGAGCGAGGCCUAGUCUAGCAUGAAAAAUAUAUUUGAUGAACUAAGAAUCUGUGUCUGUGUUGCCGCUUUGUUUGUCAGAAUGAUCUGCAUUGUUAUUUUGCUUUAUGUUCCAAGAUCAAGGACUGUCUACUCUCAGAGCAGUGCUGUAUGUUUGGUUGAAAGGAUGAAAAUUACAUUAUUAAAUAACAGAUGCAUUUUAGCA